Messenger RNA from Dictyostelium discoideum AX4, 3396 nucleotides. It is a transcript of the gene spt5, whose product is annotated as transcription initiation factor Spt5. NCBI's taxonomy places the organism in Eukaryota, Evosea, Eumycetozoa, Dictyosteliales, Dictyosteliaceae. Gene Ontology annotation, cellular component: nucleus; ribosome. Gene Ontology annotation, biological process: DNA-templated transcription elongation; regulation of transcription by RNA polymerase II; translation. The record is from RefSeq and is a predicted model, not a curated record. Gene Ontology annotation, molecular function: structural constituent of ribosome. The coding region runs from base 1 to 3396 and encodes 1131 amino acids. The transcript is spliced from 2 exons.
AUGGCACAUUCAGAUGAUGAAAAUUAUGAUGAAGAAGAAGAAAAUUUUGAUGAUGAAGAAGAAGAAUAUGAUGAUAGUGAAGAAGAUGAAGAGUCAUCAAGGAGAAGUUCCAAGAAAUCAAAGAAUGAUUUUUUUGAAGAAGAAGCAGAAGCAGAUGAUGCAGAGGAUGAUUAUGAAGAGGAUGAAGGUGAAGCCGAAGAUGGUUUCGAACAACUUAGUAGUGAACAAAUGAAAAAAGAUAGAGAAGCCUAUAGUUCAUUAAGGGAAAGAGAUAAUGGAUUAAGUAAUAUACUUCAAAAGGUACAAAAGUAUGCAGACAAUGAAGAUUAUGGAUAUGAUGAUGAUGAAGGCGAUUAUGAUGAGGAUUUACCAAAACAAAGUUAUUGGCGUUUGAAAUGCCGUGUUGGUGAAGAGAAACUAUUCGUUGCAUCAAUGAUGCAAAAGAUGUUAAACAAUAGAAACAGCAAUAAUCCAAACGAUCAUGUACUCAUUAAAUCGGUUAUGGCACCACAUCAUCUAUCGGGUUACGUUUAUGUAGAGGCAGAAAGAGAGGUUCACGUUAGACAGGCCAUUAAAGGUAUGACAUCAUUGGUUUCAUUCACACCAGUCAUCACACCACUCAAAGAUAUCAUAGAAGUAAUUUCUGCCAACAAAAAGAAUGUCGACCUUCAAAAGGGUGGUUGGGUUCGUAUUAGAUUAGGAAAAUAUAAGGCCGAUAUUGGUCAAAUCAUCUCUUAUGAUCCAUCAAAAUCACGUGUCACAGUUAAAUUGAUUCCACGUUUAGAUUUACCAUCUAUAGCACAAUCAUUACAAGAAAAAGAAAAUAAGGCGAAUAAUAAUAAUAAAAAUAAAAAUAAUAAUAAUAAUAAUCCAAAUAAUAAUAGUCCAAAUAAUAAUAAUCCAAAUAAUCCAAAUAAUAAUAAUCCAAAUAAUAAUAAUCCAAAUGAUAAUAAUAAGAAUAAUAAUAAUAAUAAAAAUAAUAAUAAUAAUAAUCCAAAUAAUAAUAAUAAAAAUAAUAAUAAUAACAAUAAUAAAAAUAAUCCAAAUAAUAAUAAUCCAAAUAAUAAUAAUAAUCCAAAUAAUAAUAAUAUUAAUAAUAAUAAUAUUAAUAAUAAUAAUAAAAAUAAUAUUAAUAAUAGUGGAGGUGGAGGUGGUGGUGGAGGAGGUAGUAGUGGAACUGGCGGUAGUAAUGGAAUAGAUAAAGCUGUUGCAACACCAAAGAGAAAAAGAACUCGUCCUCAAGCUAGAUUUUUCAAUCCCGAUGAGGUGGAGAAAAUGAAAAUACCACUCAAUCAAUCAACUACCCUAAGUGGUUUAUUCUAUAUUCUAAAUGGUGACAAAUAUAAAGAUGGUUUCCUUCAUAAAGUUUUUAGAGUAGCAUCAGUGAAUAUCGAUGGUGUUGUACCAUCAUUAGAGGAGUUACAAAAGUUUCAAGAUAGAGGUGAAGUUCAAAUGGAUGAAGAAGGUCAACCAAUUGAAAAUAUUUCAGCAGAAAUUUCCUCUGUUCCAAUUUUACCACGUCUUCAAACAAAAUCAACUCAUUUUGCAAAAGGUGAUACUGUAAAAGUUAUUCAAGGUGAUCUUAAAAAUUUAAUGGCAAUUGUAGAGUCUGUUGAAGAAGAUAGAGUUUUAAUUUUACCAAUUGAUGAACAAAUUAAGGAUUUAUUUGCAUUCAAACCAUAUGAACUACAAAAAUAUUUUAAAGUUGGUGAUCAUGUUAAAGCAAUUGGAGGUAGAUAUGAAGGUGAAACAGGUAUGGUGUUAAGAGUAGAUGAUUUACAGGUCGUUUUAUUAUCAGAUUUGACAAUGUCAGAGAUUAAAGUUAAACCUCAAGAUUUACAAGAGUGUACAGAAGUAGCAACUGGUCGUUUAGAGUUGGGUAAUUAUGAAUUACAUGAUUUAGUUCAAAUUGGACCACAUAAAGUGGGUGUUAUUAUAAAAGUGGAAAGAGAUUCAUUCAAGGUUUUGGAUGAGAGUUCAAAUGUUAGCACAGUUAAAUUACAAGAGGUUGGAAAUAAGAGAAGAAAUAAAUCAUUCACAACAUUGGAUGCACAUCAUAACACAAUCACCUCUGGUGAUUUAAUUGAAGUGGUGGAUGGAGCUUACAAAGGUAAACAGGGUACAAUUCUUCACAUAUCUAGAAACUUUUUAUUCAUAAAAAGUAAAGAUAUAUUUGAGAAUGGUGGUGUAUUUGUAGUAAGAACUCAAUAUUGUUCACUUUUGGGUGGUAAUAAAAAUAAACAAUCUAAUAUACAACAACAACAACAACAACAGCAGCAGCAGCAACAACAACAGCACUCUUCACAAGGUGGUAGAGGUGGAGGUAGAGGUGGUUAUAAUAAUUCAGGUAGAGGUAGAGGUGGUCGUGGUAGAGAAGAUUCACCACUUCAUAAAGUGGUUACCAUUAAGAAAGGAUCUUGGAAAGGAUAUGUUGGUAUUGUUAAAGAAUGUACAGAUACCAUGGUUCAAGUUGAACUUCAAACCAAUUCAAAAAAAAUUAAUGUUUUAAAAACCGAUAUCGCCUUACCAAAUGAACGUCAACAAAUGCAACAACAACAAACCAAUGAUUGGGAUCAACUUUACAAUGCCAGUAGAACACCAAUGCGUGAAGAUCCUUCUCAAACUCCAAUGCGUAUGAAUACACCUGCUCGUUCAAGUCAUUCAGAUCCUUGGAGUAUGCGUGAAUCAUCGGAUUACUUUUCAUCAAGUAGUAGUAGUGGUAGUGGUAGCGGUAGUAGUAGUAAUAAUAAUAGUAGUAGUGGUGGUGGUAGAGAUAGUGGUAGCCAUAAUGGAAACGAUUAUAGCAGUGGUACUACACCAGGUACAAAUUAUAGUUUGUACUCACCUUACACACCAAAUACCCCAUUGGAUGGUUCCAAUAGAAGUGAUCCAAACUAUACACCAUAUGAUCGUUCCACUCCUUCAAUGGGUUAUGGUAAUGAUCCAAAUCCAACACCAUCCUAUAUGUCAAAUUAUACACCACAUGAAAUUCCUUCAUCACCAUACACACCACAUAAUCCACAAACACCCGCAACUCCAAACUCAAGUGAAGAUCAUGACGAAGAAGUUGAACCACAAUAUUGGUCUGGUACAAAGAUUGAAGUAGUCUUUAAGGAUUCUGGUAAACAUGCCGUAGUUUUAGAUAAUCUCUCUGAUUCAACCGUUAGAGUUGAAAUGUUAGACACCAAAGAAGUAAUUGAUAAUGUUUCACAAUCUCAACUCAAUUUGGUUCCACCAGCUAAAAAAGAUCGUGUCGUCAUUGUUAAAGGUAAAUUAUGUGGUCAAAGUGGUAAUCUUUUCAUUCUUACUGAUGAAAAUACUGGUAUCGUUAAAAUGAAUUCAAACUUUGAUUUUAAAGUUUUCAAAAUGUCUUAUAUUGGUAAACUAAUAAGAUAA